This is a messenger RNA of Leptosomus discolor (cuckoo roller), 303 nucleotides long. NCBI's taxonomy places the organism in Eukaryota, Metazoa, Chordata, Aves, Leptosomiformes, Leptosomidae. The record is from RefSeq and is a predicted model, not a curated record.
CCUUUGGAGCCUUCUGCUGCUCUGGGCAUGGGAGCACAUCCCAUUGAUAGUGAAGAGAAGUCAGCCACCAACCUGGCAGCCAAACAGUUCCUUCUUGAUGAGCUGGUGUCUCUGGAGAAUGAGGUGUCUGAGACCAAGAAGAAAAGAAGUUUCCCAGGAUUUGGCUCCCCAAUUGACAGAAUUUCUUCGACAUCUGUGGCCACUAAAAGCAAACAGAGGAAAGUGGUUGAGCUGCCUAAGAGAAGGUUUGGCGUUCCUCUUGACCGAAUUGGAGUGAGCCGUCUCGGCAACACCAAGGGUUAG